CAACCGACUGUACUGGUACUUGGACGAGAGACAACAACAAGGAUAAGAAGGAGAGGUGGUGCCGCAGUAAAGGCAAUGCCCUGAGUGCCCAUCCCCGUACCCUCUGCAACGGAAUUUUUGGUCCAGUUUACCUCAGAGCACCUUUUAGAGCAUUUUUAUUCAAGAGAUCAAGCGCGUGAGACGAUAAAAUGACUGCAGGAACGGAAAGCCUUGUCGGCCGACGCCUUGUUGUUGAGAGCCUCAAGUCGCUAGCCGUGUGCCUACUUUUCCUUCAAGCUUUUGCAAGUGGGUCUGCCCUUAAAGAACCGUAUGGCGUGGAGCUGGGUGACUUUGAAGACCGAACCGGGCUUGGCGUCACUGGCAAGGUCUACGCGGUUGAUGAAAAGAAUCUGUACAUCAAGGACUUCACCUAUGAUGGCAAGGAGGAUGCCUUCUUCUGGGUCAGAACUGAUGAAAAUCCCUCAACGGAAGGCAUUAUUGUCAAAUAUCCGGAAGGAGCAAAUAAUACGGAAGAGCCCCGGAAGCUUCCUGCGUUGAACAACGUCAGCUUUUUACUCAGGCUGCCGCAGAACACAACUAUUAGGAGCAUCAAGUCCCUGGCUGUUUGGAACCAGGAGAAAACUGAAAGUCUUGGAAGCGUGGUCAUUCCAAAGGAUGUGGCUGUGCCCAUGCCUAAAGUGCUGCCUGAGUUUUCACGGCUCGCACACGACCUGCGCUCAGGCAACGUCACUAUCCUGGACGCCAGGACCUUCCUAAUUCCCGACCUGCAUUACGACGGUAAAGGACCUGACGCCUACUUCAUGGUCGGAACUGGGAGCAAGCCUCACGGCAAGGGCACCAAAGUCCCCAACGAGCUCGGAGAUUUGAAUGUGCUGCGCGCCUACAGAGGUCAAACCAUUGCAAUCCAGCUGCCAGAAAACCUGACCGUCUAUAACAUCGACUGGCUGGUCAUGUGGUGCAUCCAGUACAAGCACAAUUUCGGAUAUGUUACAAUCCCCAAGGAUCUCAAUGUUCCACCUGCCUUGGGACAAAACAAGAUUGGGGUUCUUGUCGCAGGGGCAACACACCACCAUUUGACUUUCUCCGCUGCGCUUUUGUCUCUUGCGACUUUUAUAAUUAUGUAUUAAUUGGCUUUACUACUCAGAUGACCGUCUUUCACCUGACGGGCCUUCAAAAAAUUAUUUUUAGCGUACGCUUUUUGUAAGACCAAAACAACUAGUCUUGAUCUAAAUCUCAAAUAUAUAAAAACAGGAUAAUAACCAAAGCGAAACUGUUUAAAAACUGCACUGUACUAACGAUGGGUAAUAUUUUACAGUAAAAAGCAUCAACUAAUUACUUCGCAUAGGUAUUAAAACAAGAUGCGCUCACAAAUCUUAUUAGUCUGAUCCAACUGAGUUGGAUAUAUGUGCCCCUUGAUUGCUUUUAAAUAAAUUGGUUCGCUUCGGACAUCUUAAGAAUAAAAUUUUUAAUUAAAGAAAACCA
Messenger RNA from Cloeon dipterum, 1482 nucleotides. RefSeq names its product protein Skeletor, isoforms B/C-like. The transcript is spliced from 6 exons. NCBI's taxonomy places the organism in Eukaryota, Metazoa, Arthropoda, Insecta, Ephemeroptera, Baetidae. The record is from RefSeq and is a predicted model, not a curated record. Bases 189 to 1127 code for a protein of 312 amino acids.